GGGCCCCUCGCGGCCGCCGUAGGGCCCGCCCGGCGCCGGGCGGGGGCAGCGCGCGGUGCCACGUCCCCGUCGCGGCGCGUUUGCGGCCAUGGGCGCCUCGCAGAGCAUCGACAUCCCCGGCGGCGGCACCGAGGGCUACCACGUCCUGCGGGUACAAGAAAACUCACCAGGGCAUAGAGCUGGAUUGGAGCCAUUCUUUGAUUUUAUCGUGUCCAUUAAUGGUUCGAGAUUGAAUAAAGACAAUGACACUCUCAAGGACCUGCUGAAAGCAAACGUUGAAAAACCUGUAAAAAUGCUUGUGUACAGUAGCAAAACACUGGAACUGAGAGAAACAUCUGUAACCCCCAGCAACAUGUGGGGUGGGCAGGGCCUGCUGGGAGUGAGCAUUCGCUUCUGCAGCUUUGACGGGGCUAAUGAAAACGUCUGGCACGUCUUGGAAGUGGAGCCAAAUUCUCCUGCUGCAUUAGCUGGACUUAGACCUCAUAGUGACUAUAUCAUUGGAGCAGAUACUGUCAUGAAUGAGUCUGAAGAUCUCUUUUCCCUUAUUGAAACACAUGAAGCAAAGCCAUUAAAACUUUACGUGUACAACACAGACACAGAUAAUUGUCGGGAAGUGGUGAUUACUCCAAAUUCUGCCUGGGGUGGAGAAGGCAGCCUAGGAUGUGGCAUUGGUUAUGGAUAUUUGCAUAGGAUACCUACUCGCCCAUUUGAAGAGGGAAAGAAAAUUUCUCUCCCAGGGCAGUUGCCUAGUGCAUCUCUCAGUCCCCUCAAAGAUGGUUUCACAGAGGUUCAGCUAUCAUCAGUUAAUCCCUCAAGCACCCUCCCUCCUGGGUCAGCAGGCCUUGAGCAGAGUCUCUCAGGACUUUCUAUUAGCUCACCUUCAACUACUGUCAGUAAUGUUCUCAGCACAGGUGUUCCAACAGUUCCAUUAUUACCACCACAAGUCAGUCAGUCCCUCACCUCUGUGCCACCAGUUAACCCAGCAACUACAUUACCAGGUCUGAUGCCAUUACCAGCAGGGCUUCCUAACCUGACUGAUCUGUCCAAACUUAAUUUACCUGCACCACAGAUUGUUCCAGAAAUGAUACAGCCUGGUUUGCAACCCCUUCCCCCCUUGCCACCUCUGCAUCUAAUGGGAAUAACACCUCUGUCAAUGCCACCCAAGUGUGUUCCUAUGCUUCCUUUGGUCACAGAGGCAUCUACAGUGCCUACAGAUUUGCUUCCCUCUAUCACUCAAGCUGGAAGCUUUUCCAUCAACCCUGGCACUCCUGAAAAUGUAGAGGAGACCUCUGCACUCACCUUGGAUAGUGCUACCCCAACCUCCAGGGCAACUAUUGUUGACAGAUCAAAUGAAUCCUCUGCAGCUAAUGAAAAAACAACUGGAAUCACAGAUGUACAAGCUUCUGAAUCAUAACUCCAGAUCACUCUGUUGGAUUGGCUUGGUAUUUAUUUAGCCAUGGGAUACAUAUUUGAAAAGCAAGCUAUCAUUAAUUUCAUACUAGUUUGUACUUAAUCUUUAGAAGUCCUGUAAAUAAUAUGGAGGUAUAAUAAAAAUAAAAGGGGAUUUAUAAAGGGGGGGGGGGGAGGAAGAACUUGUAUGUUACCAAAAAAAAGUCAAGGUGGUAAACAGAGUUCCACUGCCAAACUCUGAGGUAUAUGUUUUUAAUACAGGCUGACAGCCUUACCCUGCCAGGCUUGUCCUUGCUUAUAAUUAGCAACUUGUGCUUCUGACAGCAAUGGAGCGGGUCCUGCGUGUGACAUUUACGUACCAUAGUUCUUGUUCUUUGCAAGUAUCUUGUUUCUGCAGUGGGGAUGAGAAUGUUUAGUCUGAGUUGUGAAUUUUAACGCUGCAAAACUUCCACCUAAAGAUAUUUCUGUUCAAAUUGCUGAGUGGCCUGUUAACUGACAUGCUGUUAUUCAGCUUGUACACAAAUCUUUGUCUUUAAGCUCUUGAGAGAUGCUCAAGCCAUGUUUCGUGACCACUGCUGAGUUGUUUCAUACGCCCACUGUAAAACAGCAUUGGGAAGGGAAUACAUGGAAUGUUAAAUGUAGCACACAAUUUGGCACUUCAUGACUACUGUAAGAUGACUUAAUGGAUUAAGCAUACAUAUAGCAAUAAAUUCCUGGAAUUUUA
Passer domesticus (house sparrow) is the source of this 2134-nucleotide messenger RNA. RefSeq names its product golgi reassembly stacking protein 2 (gene GORASP2). NCBI's taxonomy places the organism in Eukaryota, Metazoa, Chordata, Aves, Passeriformes, Passeridae. The coding region runs from base 89 to 1414 and encodes 441 amino acids. Gene Ontology annotation, molecular function: protein binding. Gene Ontology annotation, biological process: Golgi organization. The record is from RefSeq and is a predicted model, not a curated record. Gene Ontology annotation, cellular component: Golgi apparatus. The transcript is spliced from 10 exons.